GAGGGUACAUUCAUGUAAACGUUUGAUCGCAGAAAAUAUACAAUGCCACCCGAAGAUACUAACGACGGACAAGAACUUGUUCAACAAGAUUACAAGCUUAUCAAGGACAGCAGUCCAAUGAAGAUUGAUAUCAAAAACGAUGAUCAAGAUGAGUCAGAAAAUGAUCUUGAAGUUAUCAGAAAACAGCUGAAUUACCCUCUUGGUAAGGACCCUAACUGGUUUCUGUCCGUUCUGCUAGGAUUUCAACAAUACCUCAUCUUGUUUGGUUCUACUUUUGCUAUCGCUGUUAUUCUCGCCCCCAGUUUAUGUGUUGAAAGUAACGUGGUCGUUAAAGGUAUUCUGUUAAACACGAUGUUUGUUAUGUGUGGCUUAGCUACUAUGGUUCAGAUAUUCUUUGGAACCCGACUUCCUAUCGUUCAAAGUGGGUCUUUUGUCUAUUUUGCCGUAGCAAAAGGAAUUUUGUCUAAAGAGCCCUGCAAGGAUGUGUACUACGUUAUUGAUGAGGAUGGCAAUAACGGGACUCAAACCUGGGAUCCAAACUGGAAGCUGCGGAUGACGGAGCUCCAGGGUAACCUCAUGCUGGCUAGUUUGUUCCAGAUGGCGUUAGGAGCGUUUGGAUUGGUGGGAUUGCUGCUAAAAGUGAUAGGACCGAUUACUAUAACAGUGCUCAUCUCACUCCUUGGGCUUUGUCUAGCUGGCGAAGCAGUUAAAAUGGCCAGCCUAAACUGGGGAAUAUCGCUUUUAAUGGUGGUGUUGGUGACUAUUUUCUCUGAAUACCUAAAGAAUGUUCCAGUGCCUGUUCCCACUGUUAGCUUCAAUAUAAGCAAGAAGAUAAAGUGCGGUGUGGCUUGGCUGAAGCUGUUUUCUACCCUAUCGAUAAUGAUAUCCCUAACUUUGGUAUGGAGCUUGUGUGCUAUUCUCACUGUAACUGAUGUUCUGCCUCAAGAUGACCCAGCAAGAAUAAUUAAUAUUACAAGUGCUAUUGAUGCUACAAAUUGGUUAUAUUUUCCGUAUCCGGGACAGUUUGGAACACCCCAAGUUAGUUUAGGAGGGUUUAUCGGCUUUAUUGCAGCCGUUAUCGGUGGUAUGAUUGAGAGUUUGGGGGAUUAUUUCGCUUGUGCUAAACUCGCCGGUGCGCCUCCCCCACCUCGAUACGCACUCAACAGAGGUAUCAUGAUGGAAGGAGUGGGAUGUUUCUUGACAGGGCUCUGUGGUCCAGGAGUCGGGGUUACCAGUUACAGUGAAAAUAUCGCAGCAAUCGGGCUAACAAAAGUAGGGAGUAGAAGAGUGAUGUUCUGUGGAGCUGUAGUUGUACUCUUGAUGGGAGUGAUAGGCAAGCUAGGAGUACUGUUUGCCUCCAUACCUGGCCCCAUUAUUGGUGGGAUGUAUCUGGUGAUGUUUGGUGUGGUUGCUGCUGUGGGGAUAUCUAAUCUCCGGUUUGUUGAUAUGACUUCGUCACGAAAUAUAUUUGUGCUCGGGAUAUCUCUCUAUAUGGGGAUCGUUAUACCAAUGUGGUCCGGUCAGAUCAUGGACGAUCCCGAAAAAGUGAAAGCAAUAAAAACGGGAAACAAGGAAUUCGAUCAGCUGGUGGCGGUAGUUUUAAGCUCUGGUAUGAUAGUUGGAUCUUCCAUAUCCUGCCUCCUAGACAACACUCUACCUGGUACUGAUAAAGAAAGAGGGAUAACGGGUUAUCGAUUAGCCUCUGAAGACUGUACUGAUAAGGAACUACUGGAGAAGAUAUACCGUGAACCGGUUAUGGAGUACUUUGCUAAUAAACUACCCAUCUUAAGAAAACUUCCUUUUGUGCCUGAACUUAAAUAGACUGUCGGUUCCAAUGAAUAACCAAAGGAUAGUCCUAAAAUUAAUAAUAGUAUUAGCAUGUGUAAACAACCGUUACUCGUUUUAUGGCAACAGAAUGACCAGUUGGUUAUAAGUAGCAACUUUUGAAAUUAAAGAUAACCAUGCUAUACGGCUAGUUUAAAGCUGAUCAUCGUGCCAGUCGCCAGAUGUGUGAUAUAAUUUUGUGGACUAAUCCGUGAACUUUUCUAGACUUUUCUAAUCGCAUUUGACGUAUAAGGAGUACUGUGUACUGUACUUAUAUCUUUAUAUCUCCAAGUCAAUAUACCAGCUGUGAUUCCAAAUAUUUUACUUUAAUUCGCCGGGGUAGAUUCUUGUAGUCGUUAUACUUAUUUAAUUAAAGUCGUACUUCAUCUUUAUUGAUAACGAGGAUUUUACUUUGAAUCAGUUUUAUUAUGGCAAGUUAUACUAAAAUUUAUUUCCAAUUUACUACCAUC
Messenger RNA from Bolinopsis microptera, 2294 nucleotides. Its product is annotated as solute carrier family 23 member 1-like. The transcript is spliced from 16 exons. Gene Ontology annotation, molecular function: transmembrane transporter activity. Gene Ontology annotation, cellular component: membrane. Gene Ontology annotation, biological process: transmembrane transport. The coding region runs from base 43 to 1821 and encodes 592 amino acids. The record is from RefSeq and is a predicted model, not a curated record. Lineage: Eukaryota; Metazoa; Ctenophora; Tentaculata; Lobata; Bolinopsidae.